Plasmodium gonderi is the source of this 3375-nucleotide messenger RNA. Its product is annotated as conserved Plasmodium protein, unknown function. The coding region runs from base 1 to 3375 and encodes 1124 amino acids. The record is from RefSeq and is a predicted model, not a curated record. Lineage: Eukaryota; Apicomplexa; Aconoidasida; Haemosporida; Plasmodiidae. The transcript has a single exon.
AUGAAAUCGAAAGAUGGUUUACUCUUUGGACAAGUAAAAACAUAUUCAGAUAAAUCCAAUAAUCUGAGUUUAUUUAUUUGUAAUAGCAUGAAUGAACCUUCAAAGGUAAGCUUGACUAAGGAAAUUUCAAAUCAGCAUUUUUGCAUAAGUGAACAAAAGAAAACACUUGACAAUAUUGACAACGCGAAUGAAAAAGGGAGUUGUAAAAUAUUCGUUGAUAGUGAACGGAGAAAUGGUGAGAAAAAUGACAUACACUCGUAUAGCAAAAAUUCAAAUGAUAAGGAAGGCAGUAAUGGCAAUGAAGGUAUCAAUAGCAAUGAAGACAUCAAUGAAAAUGAAGGUAUCAAUAGCAAUGAAGACAUCAAUGAAAAUGAAGGUAUCAAUGAAAAUGAAGGUAUCAAUGGUAAUGAAUGCAUCAAUGGUAAUGAAUGCAUCAAUGGUAAUGAAUGCAUCAAUGAAAAUGAAGGUAUCAAUGGUAAUGAAUGCAUCAAUGGCAAUAAAUGCAUCAAUGACAAUGAAGGUAUCAAUGGCAAUGAAGGCAGUAAUGAUAAUGAAGACAGUAAUGAUAAUGAUAAGGAGGUUAAUAAUAAAUUUGUUCAUAUAGGUAUAGACACAAGGUUUAGAAACAACGAGCAUAACAGUGACACAUGUGUGAGUAAUGACACUGCUCGUAAAAUGGAAAGAGUCAACGAAAUUUGCAAUGAAAGGAACAACGAAAUUAGCAGUGAAGAAAACAACGAAAUUAGCAGUGAAGAAAACAACGAAAUUAGCAGUGAAGAGAACAACGAAAUUAGCAGUGAAGAAAACAACGAAAUUAGCAGUGAAGAGAACAACGAAAUCAGCUAUCAGAUGAGCAACGUGACCCACCAUUUUGACGAUAUACUCAGAGGGGGAAGAAUUGAACCCAUUUGCGAACCCAUCAGAACCUCUGAUAAUUGUAACAAGAAUGAAGACACGUGCAGCAUAGAGAACAAGUUAUACUUUCAUAACAGUAACCACAAUAAUAAAAGAAACAAAAAGAAAGGAAUAGUAUAUGAUAACUGUCAUAAAAAUGGAAAGAACAAUUACAAUGUUAAAAACAAGAUAGAUAUGAAUGACAGGACUAAGGAAUGUAAUAUUAUGGAUGAUGAAUCCAAAGAAAGGUAUGAACUGAAUAGAGACAAAAAUGCUGAGCCAAAAGUGCAACCGUUCGCUAGAGAUAAAAGCAAUGCAUUGUAUAAAUCAGAAAAAGAAAAUGGAAAAAACGUAGUUAAGGUUAUUUACAGAGAACGAAUGGAAAAGUGUACCCUUGCAAAAAGGACAAAAAAUAAGGAAACAGCAAAAUUGAGAAAUGAAAACAUUAUUGCUAAUCCUAAUUUUUAUGAAAAGAAGAAAGGAAUGGAAAAAUAUGAAAAUUUCAACAAUUGUUCCAAUAUAUAUCCAGAAAAUACCAAUAAUAAAAUGGAAAAACUAAAUUAUCUAAAAGAAAUAUGUGAAAGGGGAACGAUGCAAAAACACAGUAAUAAUAAUGUAGAGCAGUUAGAUCAAAAUUUACAAAUUACGUCUCAUUUGAGGUUUCCAAAGGUAUCAAUGGACAAAAAUGUUAACCCAAAUUGUCAGUACAUAAAACGCGUUAAUUCGAAAAAAGAAAAUAAAGUUAAGAAUUUUACUAGAACAUUAUCACAUUUAAUAAAAAACAACAUAAAGGAAGGGAUAAAAAAUGAGGGGCCUCGAAUAUUGGCCCCAUCAGAUCAAUCAUGUUGUGACCCCAUUUCUGUAAUUCCAAGCAGUUUUUUGGAUGAAAAAAAUGAAAAUAAAAUAAAAAUAACAUACAACCAUUAUCAGGAUAGUCAAAAUAUGGAAAAUUCCUCUCAAACGAAGAGAAACAGUAGGGCAAAAAUUGAAACUUCUAAAUGUGUAAGCGAUCAAAUAAAAGAAAGUGAGCAUGUAACUAGUACAUACCACGUAGUACCAAACUCAAAUUACUCUUUUAAGGGAAAAAUUAAUAUCUCACAUGAUGACAAAAAUGAUGAAAUGUUUAAUAAUAAGUUUUAUGAUGCUAAUGGAAAUAAUACAUCUUUUGUAAAAGCGGAUCCUAUUUUUAAGGACUCCAAAGUGUUGCGUAAGGAAUCAUCUCUAAGCAAUUCAAACAACUUUUUUGCACAUAAUGAAUUAUUAUUACAAAAAAAUAAACAGGAAAGACUUAAUCUUAGUUCAAUAAAGUUUGAUGGUAGCCAAAAUAUUCAUAGCACAUGGUUAGGAAGUAAUUUGUCAAAAAUUAAAAGUAAAUAUAAUCCGGGAUUUUGUUCAAACGGAGUGAUUGAAAUAAAGAAUUGUGAGAAUGCUGAAAGAAGGAUUUGUUUGAGAGACAAUAACGAGAAGGGGGUUAGCCCCCCCACGAUGACCAUACCAAAUUAUUUUUCAAAUCGAAAUGAUAACUAUACAAAUUACAUAUUGAAGACUGAGGGGGAAGAGCAGAAUAAUGUGGAUAAUGACUUCGGCAUUGAUAAUGCUUUUAAUAAUGCAAAUAAUAAUGAUAAAAAAUGCAUUAAAAGUAACUAUAAUGACAUCAUAACGUUAGAGCAUAAAAUGAAUGGUUUUAUAAAUUUGAAACAAGUGAAUCCAGAAGAUGAACAAUUGAAAGAAGACAUAUUGGUUAAAACAACACAGUCGGGGAAUCAUUCACAAUCUGAAGUGACAAGUAACUAUGGUCCUUCCAUAUUUAAUGUUCAAAGUAGCUUAAAUAGGAACAGUAUGGUUAGUACUCAAGGAACAAAUGUUAUAGAUGGAAAAAAGUAUAGUCCUAAUGGCUAUGAUGAAAACUGUGGUAGAACCCUUUUUUGUUGUCCAGUGAAAGAAUCCACUGCUAUACCCAAACUUUCUCGGGCCAAAUCUUUAAUAAAUGUAUUAUUUAGGAGGAAAAAAAUAAGUCCAGAACAUGUCGAAAAAGUGAAGACUAACUCUAGAUGUGACAAAAAACUAGUGAAAAGUAGCUUUGAUAAUACCAAAAAGAUUAUAUCAUCGAGUAGAUAUUCUGUUAGUUUGAAACAAGAUGAGAAACCUGAUUUAUCUAGAACAAGAAGUUCAGAAAAAGAAAAAAAAAUGAAUUUGUAUGUUUCAAAUGUAACUAGCCCAUCAACAAGGUUAUACACAAAUUGCUCUAGCUUUUCUAACGAAAAAUUAAAGGGGGAAAAAAGAAAAAAUGUUACUAAAUUGUAUAAGGUACCGAUGAGUCUACCUAGAUAUGGUAAUAGAAGAAUUUCCACUAAAAGGAACAAUGUUUUAAUGAAUAAUACACCACCACCCUCCAACAGUACAUUUUACCCUAAGUGUGAACUUAUAUGCAAACUUCCGAGAGAAACAUUCACAGAUUAUGUUCAUGGCAAAAAAUGUUAA